GCGAUGUUCCAUCUGAUCCACCAAAAUGUGACUGCCUCAAAAAAAAUGCUCUGUCUUCUCUCUCUCCAUCUCUGAACCUUUCUCUCUCUUCUCUGCUGCAACUCAACUGCAACUGCAAGCUUUCAUGAUUAUCUUUUUUCCUUGAAAACAACAUACUCCACCAAACCCAAUAUAAAAAAAUUCGAAAAAAUAAAUUAAAACUCCGACCAUUAAUUUUUUUUUUUCUUGAAGGUAAAACGAAAUACCAACUACCCAAUAUCAUCUCAUCUCAUCAUCGUCAAUCUCUGUUUCUUGAUUUCUACUUCUUCUUUCAGACCAAAAGCGAAAGCCCCAUCUCAACAACUUCCAUAGAAGGGGAAAAAGGAGGUGGGGGUUUCAAUAAGAUAGAUGGCGGAGGUCAAUAGACCUUCAAGGAACAGAGGCUUCUAUGUGAGGAUGAGACUAUUACAGAACAAGCAUGGAAGACAAACAGACAAGUCUUAUUGCUACAGAUACCUCAAAUGGCUUCUCUGGUUUUCUCUCUCCUGCUACUUCUUCACCUCUUACCUCAUCUCCCACAACCCACAAACCCACAAAUCAUCCACCUCUCUAGCGGCCGUUUCUCGCUCUAAAUCCAUCUUGGCCAAUCGUGCGCUCUUCGAAUCCCUCAACAACACUGUUCUUCAACAACCCAAAACCCGCCAAGGUUUGUUCAAGGAUUUGAAGGUGUACGUGUACGAUUUACCAUCGAAAUACAACAGUGAUUGGCUAUCGAAUGAGCGGUGUAGCAGCCACCUCUUUGCCUCUGAGGUGGCCAUACACAGAACUCUAUUGAACAGCGAUGUACGGACGCUUGACCCAUGGGAAGCUGACUUCUUCUUCGUCCCCGUCUACGUUUCCUGCAACUUCAGCACCAUUAAUGGCUUCCCGGCGAUCGGUCACGCAAGGUCUCUGAUUUCAUCGGCGGUCCAGCUCAUUUCCUCGGAGCUUCCCUUCUGGAAUAGGAGCCAGGGCUCCGACCACGUCUUCGUCGCUUCUCACGAUUUCGGAUCUUGCUUUCAUACAAUGGAGGACGUAGCGAUUGCAGAUGGAGUACCAGAGAUAUUGAAGAAGUCCAUUAUAUUACAGACAUUUGGUGUUAAAUACAAACACCCUUGUCAAGAAGUUGAGAAUGUGGUCAUACCUCCGUACAUCUCGCCGGAAAGUGUAAAAACCACCCUCUCAAAAUCUCCGGCGAAUGGCCGGCGAGACAUUUUCGCGUUCUUCAGGGGCAAAAUGGAAGUCAAUCCCAAGAACAUCAGCGGUCGUUUUUACAGCAAGCGUGUGAGGACGGUUAUAUGGCGGAGGUACGGCGGCGACCGGAGGUUUUACCUAAAGCGUAACAGGUUUGCCGGUUACCAGUCAGAGAUCGUUCGUUCCGUGUUUUGUCUCUGCCCGCUAGGGUGGGCCCCGUGGAGUCCGAGAUUAGUAGAGUCUGUUGUUUUGGGUUGCGUGCCGGUCAUCAUAGCCGAUGGUAUCCGGUUGCCGUUUUCCACCGCCGUGAGGUGGCCGGAGAUAUCGCUCACGGUGGCGGAGAGGGACGUCGGAAAGUUGGGACUGAUUCUUGAACACGUGGCAGCUACCAAUCUCUCGACCAUUCAGAGGAACCUAGGGGACCCAGCAAUAAGGCGGGCCUUACUCUUCAAUGGUGACAUGGAGGAAGGCGACGCCACGUGGCAGGUUUUUGAUGCCCUCUCCCAGAAGCUGGACAGGUCCAACAGGGUUUCUAGGAUUCAUAGCAAAUCAAGUUUCGACACGUAAUGGUUUCUUAUUGGUGGAGAAAACUUGACAGCUAGUGAUCCCUCUUCAUGACGUGGAUGGUCCUGAAUGGACGUAGUUGUAUACAGCUGUAUUUUAUUGGACUGCUCGAAGUACAGGCGAUAGAAUAUGUAUAUAUUAGACACGCUAGAGUUUUUCAUUCCUUCAAAUUUUUGGGAUUGUGGGGCCGUGGCGUAGGUGGCGAACUGUGACUGGUUGGGUUUGUGUGUUUGGUGGGACAUACGCUGAUUCUGUGCAUGUGUAGAGGAAUAUAUUUAGGCGAAAUAAUAAAACGGGGAGUGAUAGGGUGAUGGUGGUCCACAUGUGUUGCGAUGAGGGUCCCUGUAAAAAUGAGACGCUGUGUAAAGAUGACAAGUAUUUUGUUCAUUACAGAAAAAGAAAUAAAAUAAAUAUAUGAAAGCAGGAAAGAAAGAAAAGAGGUUCAGCAAGACAAUAAUGGAGUUUUUAAAGCAAA
Molecule: messenger RNA, 2251 nt
Organism: Camellia sinensis
Lineage: Eukaryota; Viridiplantae; Streptophyta; Magnoliopsida; Ericales; Theaceae
Gene: FRA8
Product: Exostosin family protein
Biological process (GO): glucuronoxylan biosynthetic process
Molecular function (GO): glycosyltransferase activity
Source: RefSeq, a predicted model, not a curated record